Molecule: messenger RNA, 1252 nt
Organism: Impatiens glandulifera
Lineage: Eukaryota; Viridiplantae; Streptophyta; Magnoliopsida; Ericales; Balsaminaceae
Product: dihydroflavonol 4-reductase-like
Exons: 3
Coding region: 38-1099 (353 amino acids)
Biological process (GO): anthocyanin-containing compound biosynthetic process
Molecular function (GO): dihydroflavanol 4-reductase activity
Source: RefSeq, a predicted model, not a curated record
UAUUACUUCAAAUUCUGAUUCAUCAUCAUAUCAUAUCAUGACUAUUACAACCACUGUCCCCGGCACCGUUUGCGUCACCGGAGCCUCCGGCUUCAUUGGCUCAUGGCUCGUCAUGAGACUACUCGAGCGAGGCUACACCGUUCGCGCCACCGUCCGAGACCCAGAGAAUCUGAAGAAAGUGAAUCAUUUGUUGGAAUUGCCAAAGGCCGAGACCCAUUUGACACUUUGGAAGGCUGACCUCGCUGAAGACGCCAGCUUUGAUGAGGCCAUUCAAGGCUGCUCUGGUGUUUUCCAUGUCGCCACUCCCAUGGAUUUUGAAUCCAAAGAUCCCGAGAACGAGGUUAUUAAGCCAACAAUCGACGGAGUUCUGAGCAUCAUAAGAUCAUGCGCGAAAGCAAAGACAGUGAAGAGACUCGUCUUCACAUCGUCGGCUGGAACUGUGAACGUCCAAGAGAAACAGCAGCCCGUGUACGACGAAAGCAACUGGAGCGAUCUCGACUUCAUUAGAGAGAAAAAGAUGACUGCAUGGAUGUACUUUGUGUCCAAGACAUUGGCGGAGAAAGCAGCUUGGGAGGCUGCUAAAGAAAACAACAUCGAUUUCAUCAGCAUCAUUCCGACGCUCGUGGUUGGUCCAUUUAUCAUGCCAUCAUUCCCACCAAGCCUCAUCACUGCUCUUUCUCCCAUCACGGGGAAUACGCCUCAUUACUCCAUCAUUAAGCAAGGACAGUAUGUCCAUCUUGACGAUCUAUGUGAAUCUCAUAUAUUCUUAUAUGAGCACCCUCAAGCCGAGGGAAGAUUCAUUUGCUCUUCCCAUGAUGCCACCAUCUAUGAAUUGGCCAAACUAAUGAACGAAAAAUGGCCAGAGUACAAUGUCCCCCAAAAAUUUGAUGGGAUUGAUGAGAACAGCUUAACAACAGUGUCUUUCUCCUCAAAGAAGCUGACAGGGUUGGAUUUCAAGUUCAAGUAUACCUUGGAGGAUAUGUUCAAGGGAGCCAUUGAUACCUGCAGGGAGAAAGGACUGCUACCUCAUCAUUCCAUUGAAAACCACCACCAGCCUGAAGCCAAUGGAAAAGAAGAAAACCCCAUCACCUCCAAAUAAAAAUUGAUCCAUUGACCAUGUACCAAUUUCAAUUUAUGUCAAGUUCUACGUGUGUUUGUUUAUCUCUAUGUAAGAUGAUGUAUGCCCCUAUCUAUCCAUCUAUGUAGUAACAGAAUCACCAAUAUUAGUGAGAAGAUUUGCAUCUAUUCAAAA